AUGUUGAUAUUACAGGGAGGAAGGACACCAUUGAUGUUGGCGGCUUGGUUUGGACACCUGGAGGUGGUGAUGUACCUGGUCACUCACGACAGUCAGUUAGACGCUACAGACAAGUGGGGAAAGACACCAUUAAUGUGGGCGGCUGAGAGAGGACACCUGGAGGUUGUGACUUACCUAGUCACUCACGGCAGUCAGUUAGACGCUACAGACGUGGAUGGACACACAGCUUUACAUUAUGCUGCUCAGUUUGGAGGGAUUGAUAUAACAAAAUGUUUAAUAGAUCAAGGAUGCAGUCCUUGGGUGAAAUCAAAACAGGGUAAGACUCCUUAUGAUAUGGUAAUAAUAUACAGCUUUGAUGAUGAAGAGAGAAAAAGGAAAAAGAAAGAAGUGAUGGACUUCCUUAAGACUGCCAUGUCAAAGACAUCCCCAGAAGUAACUCUUGACACCCAUUUACAGGAACCUGCAGCACCAGUAGUUGAAGACAGCAAAAUACCAGAACAAAUAAAAAAGAUGGAUCAUGAGUCGAUUACCAUUUAUCUGAACGCCCUUGAAUCGGGUUCAGAAAGAAGACGGGAUAUAAAUUUAAUAAUUGUUGGAAAGAAAUCUGUUGGAAAGACUUCCUUAGUACGACGAUUGUUCGGGGAGGAGUUACAAAGCGUAAAAAGCACAAAUGGUAUAGAAAUUCAUCGGCGGAGAUGUCGAAUAAAUCUAAGUAACUGGGAAUGGAAUAAAUUGUUAGAUACAAGAAUUGUGAAAGAAACAAGUAUCAACAAUAGAAUAUUGCAGUCAAUUGUCAAAGAGUUGCAUCAAGAUAAGGAAAAACCAAAGCAUGACAUAUCGGAGAUAUCUUCAUCAGAUCAGAUAUCAACAGAUGAUAAUAAGGCCACAAUCACAAAAAAUAUUGAACAUGACGAAGAACCUCAACCCAAAAUGAACUAUCAGUUUGCUUAUCCGGAGAUUACAGAAUCGCCGUUUUCUAAACUGGCAAAGGAUGAGCUGUUAAGUAUAAUCGGAUCUGCUGUAGACUUACAAGACGAAGACGGCUAUGCAAAUUUAACAGUGUGGGAUUUUGCUGGUGACAUUGAGUAUUACAACACACAUCAAACGUUCUUGAAUUCAGAAGCAAUUUUUCUUGUCGUAGCAAAUUUACAUGACAUAGAUGACACAGUAUCCUACGGCACAUUCAAUUUCUGGAUGGAUACAAUACAUUGUUAUGGAAGCAUAAAUGACAAAACUGAAGCUGUAUUGCUCGAAGGAGCUCAAAACCUUCUAGAUCCACCAGUUAUUGCAAUUGGUACACACAAGGACAAAUUUCAGGUAUUUAUAUCAAAGUAACAAUGGAGUAGACAUGUUAAUUUAGUCUCUGUUUAUAAAAACUUGACGACUGAAUUUGCGCCUUUGAAAAUAUUUAGGUAAUGUUAAUUUGUGUUCGUAUAAAAACGGUAUUCUAGUUAAGUUUAGACUAUGAACAUUGGAUAUAAUUCACCAAUGUAUCGGAUCAAAAAGAUACAAUGAGAUCAAGUGUGCCACGACGUCUUACACAUUUAACUGUUUGUUUUUGAAUAACUGAUUCAAUGUUACGUUAGAGCUCAGUUUAAAUAGAAACUAGGGAA
Mytilus trossulus (common blue mussel) is the source of this 1613-nucleotide messenger RNA. RefSeq names its product death-associated protein kinase 1-like. The transcript has 8 exons. Gene Ontology annotation, molecular function: transcription cis-regulatory region binding; protein binding. Gene Ontology annotation, cellular component: nucleus. Lineage: Eukaryota; Metazoa; Mollusca; Bivalvia; Mytilida; Mytilidae. The coding region runs from base 1 to 1335 and encodes 444 amino acids. Gene Ontology annotation, biological process: positive regulation of transcription by RNA polymerase II. The record is from RefSeq and is a predicted model, not a curated record.